This is a messenger RNA of Ectocarpus sp. CCAP 1310/34, 6122 nucleotides long. NCBI's taxonomy places the organism in Eukaryota, Phaeophyceae, Ectocarpales, Ectocarpaceae. The record is from the annotation of a GenBank genome assembly.
CUGCUGCCAUAGCUGACUCGAUGACGUUUGCCUUGGCUGGUAUAGAACUGUCAUCCACGCGUGCCCUUGUUCCAGGAGAGAGUCUACCCGCCGGUCCUGGGAACAGUACGCCGAGAGACUCCGAGGUCUAACACAACGCCGGCCGUUUGGCAGACUUGGCCGGCUGGUGUGUAGUUACGACAGAACAGGCGGAGACGGGUGAUGGGCACAUCACCGGAGACAGCCGCUCAAGGCAGCAGCACCCGGGCAGCAGGAACGACAGGAGCUGCAGCUGCGACGUCUUCUUCGACGAGCAAUGACGAGCGCGAGAAGUUGUUAGCCCGCGCGUCCUUGAGCAAAGCCACCUUGGCGAGGCAUCGCAGCGGCAGCUACGGUUCCAGCACCAAGUUGAACGAGGCUCUCCUGCAGUGGAGAAGGGGGUCCACCAACACGGACUCCUACGGUGCCGCAGCAAGAGAGGAAGAAGACGGUGGCUUUGGCCCGAGCAAGGCCAGCUUCGGGAAAAACAAUGCCAGGUCCCCGCUGGUAAAGGUCGUGGGGGGCAUGAAGCCCGCGCCGGAGAAGCCGAAGGGGAAUGAUGGCACCACGCUGGUAAUAGCGUUCGUCGUUAUGAUUUUCGUGGGGACGGGCAACCGCAUCUUCAUGAAGCUGCAGACGUACCCCAUGUACAACUACCCGUUCUUCCUGACGAUGCUCAGCACCUUCAUCUACGUCCCCGUGUGCUUCCUGUACAUCGUACCUAUGCUCGCGUUCGGGUCUGCUAUCACGCCGGCGCAGAGGGCCAUUCCCAAGUUCAAGUUCGCGGUGAUGGGUCUCCUGGACAGCGUGGCUGGCAUUAUGGGAGUCUUCGCCGUCAACUAUAUCAACAACGCGGCCAUGAUCGUUCUCUUGCAGCAGGCGGCGAUCCCCAUCUCCAUGUCUAUCUCCAAGAUGUUUCUAGGGGCCACGUACACCGUCAGCCAGUACGUCGGGGCGAGCGUGGUAAUCGCGGGGAUCAUCGUCACGCUCAUCCCGACGUUCUUCGGGCACCCUGCCGGAGGGGAGGGCGUGGAUGCCUCCAUGCAGAUUAUCUGGAGCGGCGUGCAGGUCCUCUCCUGCAUCCCCAUGUGCCUGAGCUCCGUGUACAAGGAGAAGGCUCUUGGUGACGACGACAUGGACGUCAUCUACCUCAACGGGUGGGUGGCGGUGUUCCAGUUCCUGGCCAGCCUCCUCUUCGCCGUGCCUUCGGCGUACGCGAUGGGUCUGCCCGUAGCGGAGCUGCCACAAAACACCUACGAGGGCUACCUCUGCUUCAUGGGCGAGAACAGCCACUUUACUGACAUGGCCAACAUGGCAGCGACAACAGGCGGCAACAUAGCUGACAUGAUUCCGCCAGAUCAUUGCGAGACCGCGCCGUUUUUCGUGACGCUGUACCUGUGCUUCAACCUCGUAUACAACGUUGUGCUCAUCGUCAUCCUCAAGUAUGGAAGCGCGAACGUGCUGUUCCUGGCGUCGACUGUGAUGGUCCCCAUCGGUAACGUGGCGUUUUCUCUCAAGUUCGUCCCCCAUCACCAGGACCUGCACUGGUCGGACACGAUGGGAUUGCUCUUCAUUCUUUCAGGGCUCGUGGUGUACCGGUUCAGCGAGCCGUUCCUGGCGUUCUUGCACGACUCGAGCCAAGAGAGCGACUUGGACCAAGAGAGCGCAUACCGAGCCAACCAAAAGAGCUCGAGGUUCGUCGGCAUGAACCAGCUGGAAUACCUUGAGCCGCUCAUCAAGAACCGCGUUUGGCGAGAGCAAAAGGCUCGAUUGCUUCGCAGCCCGCAGCAGAUUCGGUCGGCCUUCAUGCACCGCCUGGGACUGCCGCCGUCCCCGAAGGUGGCGGCAACGCCUACAUCGAGGGGACCAUCGCCUUACAUGGGGCGCACCACCUCAAACACUCGGGGGCCGGCCUCCGGCUACCGCUCCCCGGCGGGCUCGUUCCGGGCGUCGCCCAGCGGCAGGUCUGUUCCUACCACCCGCGCUUCACCCACCAUGAUCAACUCCUGGACUUCGCCGGCGGCGGGGUAUCGGCCCAUUCCCGACCGCGAAGCCCCCCCCCGCUCGAUCAACGAGUCGUCCGGAGGGAGGGCGGCCGGCCGCGGCCGCAUGUCUAUUGGCGAUGAUCAAGCUUGAAAUGGAGAUCGGGGCGGGUAAUAUAACCGUGGAGUUGCUGCAGGGGUGAGCAUUGACCGACAAUCAAGAACUACUUUGCUGCCUUUUUGUUCUUCGCCCUGCCGUGAUGAUGGGCGUGUCGCCCUGCUACAUGGUAAAGAUUGUGGAGGUUGCUAUGGUGUAUUGCGCCGUUUUUGGUGUUGGCUCCGGCCGGAGUUUUCUGGAGCCAAUAGAAUCGUCGAGAAAGGCGGGUACGUAGGCACGUACUGUAGGUGUUGACUGACCACGAACCGUGUUUCUGCGAGGGGAAGCACACAACUACCUGGAAAAAUUCCGACGGGCUUUGUGCGGCUGUUUGUGAGCGAGGUUUUUGGCCGCCUAUUGAACUGUGUGUAGGCCUGAAGACCUGCUGGUUUUAACCCGAACUCCUUUGGGUGCGAUGGGCGUUUGUGUUUCCCUUUUUCUCAGUGUCUUGUGGCGGCGGUAGCGGCGGUUGGAAGCGCGGUUGUCGGCGAGCGGGUGUUUACCCUGUUUACCUGUGCAGGGACGAGGGGGGGGGCAAAGAGACACAGGGAGAGAUGGAGUGCGAGAGAUUUGACGAGGGGGGAGGGUGGGGGUAAGGGGAGAAAUAUACAUGUGAGAGUGUUGAGCGCCAGCAGGAACGACUCGAGUUGUUGCCAGAGAGCACGUGUGACUAGGAUGUAAUUCGAUAACACAACGUUUGAUUGAAUCAAUGGCGCGUAAACACGUGUCGCCCCUCGUUUGUUGUGAUGGCGGUUGGUGUGAGAGAUUGCCGGUGGCCUUCUACGCCUGUUGGUGACGAGAGACAGGAUGGCACCACCCGUGUUCUCUGUCUCAAGAGGCGCCAGUUUUCGAGGGGUUGUUGUUGAGGUUCGCGAAAGGACCCCCCCCCACAUACUCGCAAGGAUGUUGACCAGCUUCGGGUUCAUCUUAUGAAAGGUAAUGUAGCCUGGGUCGGAGAAGCUCCGUCCCGGCGUUGUUAGGACGCGGGGUCUAUGGUCUACCGACGACGGCAUGUGUUUUCAUGAGUAUACCCCCCCCCCUCCCUCUCGUUGUUUUUUGUGGUGUUCAGGGAUCAUAUCGGGAAACCACAGCACCUCUUGGUUGUUGCCAUGCUGGUGCUACUGGUGUACACGGGGAGGAAAGGGGCGACCACAAGUUUGAGAGUUGUCGAGGAGUGGAUGGAGCGGAGCACACGAUAGACUCCCCACUUUUGUUUAUACAUACAUAUUUUUUUGCCCCUUUUUUAUUUAGUGCUUGUUGAGGAUUCCCAUUGUGUGUGUCAUCAUUUCGUUCGGUGGUUUGUCCAACUCUUGCCACUCUUUGGUCUCUCGGGAGGAUUGAUUGUUUAUGUUUGUGGUGUACCUUGUUGCGGUCAUGGGUUGGUGAAAAUGUGUUUGAUCGCAAUUGUUUGAAGGAGUAGAACCUGGCAGGAGGGACAGGCCGGCAAAGCCGGCAACAACAUCCAAUAUUUUUUGCCACCCCGAUGUUUUGGCGAGAGUGAGACGAAGGAAGAAGGACCCUCCGAGCAACGUGACGUUACAUGUUGUCAGUAGAACCGUUAUUGUGUUGGUGUGGCACAGACGUGUCGUGGAAUGCUCCAUGUUUUGACGGGGGGGAGCCGUUCGAUGAGAUUUAGAGGCAUUCAGGCCGUGAGAGAGGGUUUUUGUUUUAUGAAAGCAGCGCGAACUGGCGACGGUGGAUGGCCUACACAUAUGACGUUAUCCCCCCAAGUUUUAUCAAUCAAGCGUUGACGGCUGCACAUAGUCAAAGCGUCGGGACCGCAUUGAAAAUGAAUAUUUUCGGAAGUUGUGUCUGGAGUCCGUACACACGGAAGGAACAUGACGGUGCAUGUAUAUGAGCUGUGCGAUGUCUAAUAGGUGAUGACCUCGUGUGCUUGACAUCAAUUUAUGCAUUCCCAUCUGCAGUGUUUUUGUGGAGCGAUGAUUCAAUGGAUGUCACGUUCCUCGCAGAUGCAUUUUGUGGACAUGGAGCAAGUGCAGACGUACAUUUUUCCCACGACGGAAGAUUGGCAACGCAGCUUGCCUCAGGCAACAGUGCUGACCCUCCUAGCAUAUCCUCUCGGAAUCGUUUUCGCGGCGAGACAGACCUCAACAAACGGUAGACCGUAGUUGAGAUGAGAGAACACAUUCUCAACGCCACGUUCGAUGCCGCCGCACGAAACCAUGUGCCAACUGCGGUCUUCCUGGUGUGUUAUGAUCAAGGACAACCGAGCUAAUCAAUGUCAUGUUACCUCUGCACCGCCAGAUUACUUUUAACCGUAUUUUCCCUAGGAUAGCCAUCUUCAGCCACCACCUCUCGUCUUGCACGCCUUGUGCAUUUGGUGCUGCCCUCGUUGUAUCUGCCCCGUUUGCCUCUUAGUUUCUCUGUUGUUCACAUGAGAAGUCGUUCCGGUCUCCACUCGGUACCUUCUACUGGCCCGCUCGGCCGCCUGCCGUGGUCACAGGCCAACGACUACCCAAAAAAGGGUGCAUACUUGUAGAUACCUAAUGCGGAAAAAAAGGGACUCACAAAAUCCUCAAGCAAACGUUCUGUACCCAAACAGCGAUUGCUUGCUUGUUCCGUUUCUACAUAGAAAAAUUGAACCGGGCGUGUCUGUUGGCGUUCCUUUCUCGAAACAUGACGGCGUUUGAGGGAUCCGUCCGUGAUGUACCCAAAACUCUUACGAUGUAAUUUCCUGCUCCUUCUCCUCUCGCAUCAGAACAACCCCCCCCCGCCCCGCCCCCAAAGUAGGAACAACUUGGCCAUCAGUGAUUGAUCCGUCCUGGGGGAACAAUGCCCGUCCUCUCGAGGACGCGUGGCCAAUCGUCCAACUGCUAAGGCAAGCAACAGGCAAAGCACAAGAGGUACACCCCCCUGCCCCCCUUCGCUAUGCUCAGCCAUAAUAAAUGGUGAACGGAAAUGCAUGACCGACUCGUGCAAGUUAAUCAUUUACAACCCACAAAAGAGCUACAGCGUACUUACACAAUAUUUCUGUGAUUCUAGACAUCGAAAAUACCUGCUUAAACAAACCUACCUACAGCCGGCGUGCAUACACCCGCCGCCUAUCCAAAUACGAUACGGCUGCUUGCUCUGAAUCGUGGCCAAAGUGGUCGUUGUUGCUGAAAUGCCUGCGCAAAGAGCAUUGAUGAUGAUGCUGUCCCCCUAGCUGGCACAGGGUGCUAGCGCUCUAGACUACAUCCCUCGGGUCUCGAGUCAGUGGAAUUCAGAACUAAGUUGGUGGAUUGUGACCCAUCCCAUCAACGUCCUGUCUCUCUUUACGCAAAAUGACGCCCGUCCCUCUAACCGUGACAAACAAAACCACCCGAAAACGCUGCGCUGCCACCAAAAAAUGCCACCCGAACCCGCCAAGAAUGAACCGCAAACUCGGCGCAUUGACGCUCAAGACCAAGAUACUAGAAGACAAGCUCUGCUUCUGCUGUUGUAGAAAGAACGUGCUUCUUCUCAUUCAUCACUGCUAUCGACUUCUUUUUCGCCUCCCUCUUGGCGUCGUCGCAACCAACCGUCGUCCACAAGAACCCUCCUUUCGCCACAAAACUCAAAACACCGUACAAGUAGGACAAUAGGAAAAGCGGAGAGUUCCUACUCGUCCUGUGUAACUGACUGACCCGGGCUGGCGCGUCAGAAAUAGUCUAGACUACACCCGAAAGGUGCGCAUACACCGGCGCCCAGAAUAGACGGGACGAAAACACAGAACAGAACAAAUGCACUCUUGAUAAGUGCAGCCAACGGGGCAUAAGAGCUCCCCCCCAACACGUGUCUCACUCCUUCCUAGAGCGCAACGGAUCCAUCUCUAUCCACAGACGACAAACACUACGUCUACGCUACGCUAGGCUAUUUUCAAUAGUCGUCAGAGAGAAGGUCCCUGAAGAACGCCAGAACGUCGCCGGCCCUGACCGGGGCUUCGUCCAUGCCCCCUGCGGGAGGCCGCCGGCCGGGUGUUCUCG